Molecule: messenger RNA, 1638 nt
Organism: Aureobasidium pullulans EXF-150
Lineage: Eukaryota; Fungi; Ascomycota; Dothideomycetes; Dothideales; Saccotheciaceae
Product: pantothenate transporter-like protein
Exons: 5
Coding region: 1-1419 (472 amino acids)
Biological process (GO): pantothenate import across plasma membrane
Cellular component (GO): plasma membrane
Molecular function (GO): pantothenate transmembrane transporter activity
Source: RefSeq, a predicted model, not a curated record
AUGAAUUUCUUGAACCGGAAAGAUCCCUCCUCCGAGAAGAAUGGCAUGGAGCGAAAGCUCGUGAUGAAACUUGAUUGUUUUGUGAUGACCUACUGCUGUGCGUGCUACUUCUUCAACUAUCUCGACUGUCAAGCCUUCCCCAACGCAUACGUUUCCGGACUACGCGAGGACUUGGGUCUCGUCGCCAAUGAAUACAGUAUUCUUCUGUCCAUGUUCUCAGCCGGCUCGGUCGUGGGUCAUAUCCCUCACGCGUUGCUCAUCCAGAAAAUUGCGCCGCGCAUCUACCUGCCAUUGAAUCUGGUCUUGUGGUCUGGGGUCACAAUGUGUCUGGCGGCAUGCAAGACUUACGAAGGGCUUUGCGCUGCUCGGUUCUUCCAGGGUUUCUUGGAGGCCAGCAUCUAUGCCGGCAGCAUGUACGUGUUUGGUUCGUGGUAUAAGCCUUCUGAACUCUCCAAGAGAGCUGCCAUCUUUACAGCUGUUGGUCAGCUAGGCAGUCUUUUUGCAGGUAUUAUGAUGACUGCUAUGAAUCAGUCUCUGCAUGGCAAUAGCGGUCUCAAAGGUUGGCAGUGGGUGUUUCUUAUCAAUGGUUUGAUGGGUAUUCCUGUCGGCGUCUUUGGAUUCUUCUUCUUCCCCGAUUUGCCGGAGACCACAAAGGCGUCCUAUCUCAGCAGGGAGGAAGUCCAACUUGCCGUGGAAAGACUGCCGGUCAAGAAGCUCGACAGCCACGAUAUCCACUGGAGGACUCUGCUGCCAAAGGUGCUCAAAUCGCCCUACAUCUACAUACUGGCCGGCUUGUCUGUUGUUGGCGGAAUGCUCGAAGCUUUUGCCUUUCAAGGCAUGUUCCUGCUCUGGCUCAAGCACAACAGAGCUAGAUUUACUCAAACAGCUAUUACGACAUACCCUCUUGGCAUUCAAGCAGUUGCAAUUGUCUCGCAAAUCUGUGCUGGUAUCUUCAUCGAUAAAACUGGGCAGCGUAUCCCGAUGGUCGUAUUCGCUGCUGCAAUGCAACUUAUCACUGCCAUCCUUCUCUUGCAACCUCAUCUCACCGACGCAGGGGUCUUUACUGCACACUACCUCAGUGCCACGUCUUUCAUCGUCAACCCCGUCAUGUACGGCUGGGCCAAUUCGAUACUGCAAAGACUCGGAGACGAUGCUGUGCGAUCUGUCGUAUUGUAUACCAUGAGUAUGAGUGGCUUAUUGCUGUACACUUUUUGGGGUAUCGUGAUCUACCCUGCAACCGAUGUACCCUACUGGAAGAAGGGAGCGAUCACCAUGGUUGUUGUUUGCUUCGCUUACGUUGCAGUCGCGUUUGGGGUGAAGAGGCUUGACGGAAAAACAAAGAGUAGCCAAUUUAACAACAGCGAUGAUGAAGCCGUGGGAGAGGUCGUGUCUGAACGGCGAAUGACCAAGAUCGGUUGAUACGAGUCAUCAAGGAAUGGUAGUGUAUCAUUAGCCAGUACACGGGCGUUCGGGACAUGACGGACGAGCCAGAAACAACCGAGGAGCAAGUCUGACGCACAUCUGAUCGAUGUACAUAACAUUUUUUGCCGAGGCGAAUCUACAAGCUCGAUGGCCAAAAGUUGCGAGCGUCGGAAGGGUCGCUAAUCACAAAAACAUCUUGCAACUUGCAUUUCGAUC